Messenger RNA from Acanthosepion pharaonis, 564 nucleotides. The record is from the annotation of a GenBank genome assembly. NCBI's taxonomy places the organism in Eukaryota, Metazoa, Mollusca, Cephalopoda, Sepiida, Sepiidae.
AUGCGGGAUAAACCCGUCGCCUCUGUCUGUCUGUUCUCUUUAUUCCCACUCAGCUGCAGAUACACGAAUAGACGAGGUUUGUAUUUUUUUGUCUUCGACUGUCUUUGCACUGGUACAAGUGAUCUACAAAAAUACAGUAGUCACGAUGGAUCCGCACCUCUACUCAAAACACUCUCUCCUUUUCUUUCUUUCUUUCUUUCUCUUUCACUCUCUCUCUCUCUUUCUCUAACUCUCUCUAUCUCUCUCUUUCUCACUCUCUCUUUCUCUCCCUCUCUGUGCAUAAUCUGGACGACGAAAAGAAAAAUAAAAGCAAAACACCCAUUUGUCAUGUCUGUCUGUGUGUCUUCCUCAAUCGUAACGCUUCCCCGACCCAUCUUGAAUUGCUCUCUCUCUCUCUCUCUCUCUCUCUCUCUCUCUUUAUCCCUCUCUCUUAGUUUCUUUCUAGCUCACUUCGUUUCGAACUAUCUUUUUUAUCUCCCUACUAAAUUGUCUGUCUGUCUGUCCAUGCUCCUACGGGGAAAAGGAUUGAAUAAAAUCAAUUCAUGGAGUUUAAGGCUAGAAUAA